CAAACGCUCCACGUCUAUGCACUUCACGCCCUGUCUAAGCCUAGCUUGUAGCUGCCAGUUGGUGCUUAAAACAUCUGUCUGUUUCUUUGGUGUUUAGGGAAAAUGUCAGGUUUAGUUAAAGCAAAAAAGUAUGACUGGAAGGACUCAAACUUGGCGCUCUUUGGCUCCGAUCUGGAAAAGAAGGUGAAAAAAGCCUCUGCUGCAACAGAAAAAGCAUGGGAAAACGCUGGUCAAAGGCCUGGGAUUCAAAUUUGGCGAAUUGUCAAAUUUAAAGUUACUCAUUGGCCCAAGGAAGAUUAUGGAAAGUUCUUCAGCGGCGAUUCCUAUAUCAUAUUGAGAACCUACAAGAAACCAAACACUGAUGAACUGUUGUAUGAUUUACAUUUCUGGAUUGGUAAAUAUUCCACUCAGGAUGAAUAUGGAGCUGCAGCUUAUAAAACUGUUGAACUGGACAUAUUUUUAGACGACAAGCCGGUACAACAUCGCGAAGUACAACAGCAUGAAAGUCAAAUGUUCAGGAGUUACUUCAAGGAAAUUACAGUAUUGAAAGGAGGUGCUGAAACCGGUUUCCGCCAUGUUGAGCCGACGAAGUAUACACCAAGACUUUUCCAAUUUAGGCGUGAAAAGGGAUCAGUUGUGGUCAAGGAAGUAGCUUGCUUUCAAGAAUCUUUGGAUUCUGAUGACGUGUUCAUUUUUGACGCUGGUUUAGAACUGUUUCAGUGGAAUGGUAAAACUUCAAAUAAGGAUGAACGUUUUGCUGCCUUGCAAUACGUACAAAAUUUGAAGUCUGACAGAAAUGGACGUCCAAAGGUGGAAACACUGGAGGAAGACAGAAUCUCGCCGAAAAACCCCUUCAAUACUAAAUUACCAACCGGUGGCAAACCAAGAAAGAAGAAAGACAGGGAUGUUGUCGACGGCCCAGCAGAGAAAAAAAUGUACAAAGUUUCAGAUGACAGUGGUAAACUUCAUAUACAGUUGGUUUCUUCCGGAGAUUUAAGGAAAGACGAUCUUCGCUCUGAAGAUGCUUUUGUUGUUGAUCAGGGUAAUCAUGUUUUCGUAUGGAUUGGAUCACGUGCUAGUGAAGAUGAGAAGAAGAAUGCCUUGCCAAUGGCUCACUUCUAUUUGCAACAGACCGACCAUCCUUACGCACCCACCACUGUGAUUGUUGAGGGAAAAGGCGAAUCCAAAGAGUUCGACAGCGUUUUUGAAUAGAUAUUUUUGCCAAUUUUCUAAAAUGAAUUCUUUACUUGCUUGUUGGUUCUUCAAUGUUGCUGUCCCAAGCUUGGUGCUGUGGGAGGUAAUCACGAAGUCAAUAGUAACUUUAAUAAAACAGUUAAAUAGAUCCAUUUUAAUGCAAAUGGCCAGGAAAUAAUUAUCAAAAUAAACGCAUU
Molecule: messenger RNA, 1391 nt
Organism: Dendronephthya gigantea
Lineage: Eukaryota; Metazoa; Cnidaria; Anthozoa; Malacalcyonacea; Nephtheidae
Product: gelsolin-like protein 2
Exons: 15
Coding region: 103-1212 (369 amino acids)
Molecular function (GO): actin filament binding
Source: RefSeq, a predicted model, not a curated record